AUGGCCAGCAUAAUGCGCCUGUCGCAGCCGUGGGUGUACUCUCCCCUACGGUCAAGGGCACCAUCUCCUAUACUUUCCAGCUUCUACCGCAGUUUUAGCGUAACUGCGCCACAACCAUAUGCCGUCAAGAGUAAAAGUGCGAGGAGGUUGAAGACUCCCUCCAGGAAGAACGAAAUCGUGCAAAGAGAAGCCAACAUGACCUUAUUAAUACCUCAUACCCUCAUAGCCCCUCCGUUAUGGCGCUAUCCGCGCCACCCUUCCAAGUUCUUCAAAAUGAUGUGGAUUCACAUCAAAGCCCGCUUCCAGAGCAUAUGGGCCAUAAUAUCCAUGAAGAUGGUGUCCCAACCGAACAUCCUCGUCAGCAGGCCACGCUUCAAGUUCCAUAAGUCCUCCGUCGUCCCUACCGCCAAGGCCCUCCACGUCCGGAUGUCUGAGGCCAUGGCCGCCGGCGACAAGGAGACUUUACGGAGCAUAUGCACCCCCGAGCUCUUCGAGACCCUCGCCGCCACCAUCGACAGCCGGCCGCACGGCGUGCGCGCUAGUUGGGAACUCGUCCGCUACACCUACCCCCUGCGCUACCCGCGCAUAGCCGACUGGCGAGUCGGAUACCAGCCCCUCUCCAACAACGACAUGAAGAUCGUCAAGCAGGUCGUCGUCAGCAUCGCCAGCGUCCAGCGCAUAGCCCGCUACGACGACACCGCCAACGGCGCCAUGAUCCCCGGCAGCGAGCGCACCCGCCAGAUGAUCGAGCACAUCGUCAUGCAGGCCACCGUCGAAAAGGACACCUACAUCAACGGCCCCUGGAAGAUCUGGGGCACCCUCCCCGAGUCCACCUACGAGGAGUACUUGGCUGAGCUCGAGAAUAUAGAGGCGCUCAUGGCGGACCAGGCCAAGUCACAUAGUUAG
Molecule: messenger RNA, 906 nt
Organism: Hypoxylon fragiforme
Lineage: Eukaryota; Fungi; Ascomycota; Sordariomycetes; Xylariales; Hypoxylaceae
Exons: 2
Coding region: 1-906 (301 amino acids)
Cellular component (GO): mitochondrion
Source: RefSeq, a predicted model, not a curated record